UCCGCCGCCAUUUUUGUUGCGAACGUAAACAGCCGCGGUGUGCCAGGACUCGUUCUCGCUGCUCACGUAGACGCUGGGCGACUCGACGACUCGUGGAGAUGAACGAAGGGACCUGAGCGACUCGCCACCGGGGUAAGAGGCUCGCAACGACGCCAUGCUGCCAUUUGAGUGGCCCCGCUUGUCAACAAUGGGGCUUCCGCGUGGAUUUCCUCACCGGGAAGGAGCGGAUCAGGUUUAAACCGGGGAGGGAGGGAGGGCCCGGCCCGGCCCGGUGCCCGGUGCCCGGUGCCCGGUGGCCGUCCGUCGGCCCCUUCGGCAUGGACCAAGAGUACGAGAGGCGACUUCUGAGGCAAAUCAACCUCCACAACCUGCCCGCCGAGGCCCGGCUCACCAGGUGCGGAAGUGUUACCUGCAGCCCCGUCGGCGUGAAAUCGGGAGACCGCUUCAUCCCGACCCGCGCCGGAAGCAACUGGAGCAUCAACUUCCACUACGCCAACGAGAACUGCCGCUCCCCCAGCCAGAGCCAAAAAGCAAAAGACGCCAGUUCAGAAUCAGGCAAAGAUACGGUGGCGUAUGCCGCCUUGUUGAGAAACGAGUUGCUGGGUGCGGGCAUCGAGUCGGUGUCAGACCUUCGCACGGACGACAGGCGCCACGCCGUCUCCUCUCACGGCUCUCGUAACCUCUUUCGGUACUCCGUCCACACUAAGAGAGUGCCUUUCGAUAGCGAUAAUGAAGUCUCGCCCUACUCUCUUUCUCCGCUCACUAACAAGAGUCACAAGCUUCUCCGCUCGCCGCGUAAGCCGGCCCGCAAGAUCUCGAAGAUCCCCUUCAAGGUGCUGGACGCCCCGGAGCUGCAGGACGACUUCUACCUCAACCUGGUCGACUGGUCGGCGGGCAACUUGCUCAGUGUCGGUCUGGGAGCCUGCGUCUACCUGUGGAGCGCCUGCACCAGCCAGGUGACACGCUUGUGCGACCUUUCGGUGGACGGCGAUUCCGUGACGUCCGUUUGCUGGAACGAGCGGGGGAGUCUGGUUGCUGUCGGGACCCACAAAGGUUAUGUUCAGAUCUGGGACGCGGCGGGUGGGCGAAAGCUGACCGGUUUAGAGGGCCACUCAGCUCGUGUGGGCGCCCUGGCGUGGAACGGGGAGCAGCUGUCGUCGGGAAGUCGCGACCGAGUCAUCUUGCAACGGGACAUCCGGACCCCGUCGUCCGCUGAGAGGAGGUUGCAGGGACACAGGCAGGAAGUGUGCGGUCUCAAAUGGUCCCCCGACCAUCAGCAUCUCGCCUCUGGUGGCAACGACAACAAGCUACUGGUAUGGAACAGCUCGAGCCUGCUCCCGGUGCAGCAGUACGGCGAGCACCUGGCCGCGGUCAAGGCCAUCGCCUGGUCUCCUCACCAGCACGGGCUGCUGGCGUCGGGAGGCGGCACCGCCGACCGCUGCCUGCGCUUCUGGAACACGCUGACGGGCCAGGCGCUGCAGAGCACCGACACCGGCUCCCAGGUGUGCAACCUGGCGUGGUCCAAGCACGCGAACGAACUGGUGAGCACUCAUGGCUACUCUCAGAACCAGAUCUUGGUGUGGAAGUACCCGUCGCUGACGCAGGUGGCCAAACUGACCGGACACUCCUACAGAGUACUAUACCUGGCCGUGUCACCCGACGGCGAGGCCAUUGUGACGGGCGCGGGCGAUGAGACUCUUCGCUUUUGGAACAUUUUCAGCAAAACGCGUUGCACCAAGGAAUCAAAGUCUGUGUUGAACCUUUUCACACGAAUCCGAUAGACGAGCGCUUCCGACAAGAUGGCGGACCUGCAGCACUUCGCCACCUCGGCUGUUUUUGUUUGUUUGUUUGUUUGUUUGUUUGUUUUUUUUACAACAGUGUGCACUCGAAACGUCCCGUGUUCGUUCCGCCCCCGUCGGUGAUGUCACGACUAAACAAAACAAAAGAAAGAAAAUGUUGGCUUCUUAUUCAUGAUAUUUGUUUGUCAAAAGUGUUUCAUUUGAUGAUAUAUUAGCAGAAAUAUACGUGUUGAAGAACUCUGACGACAGAGAAGAAGCCUGACUUUGUGUGUGUGUUGUAUGUUCUGACAUGGUGUGAGUAUCGUGGCAAUAAAUAUCGGGUUCCUACGCAAAUAUAGAAUUUGAUUUCAUAAUUUCCCAGGUAUGGAAACGUAGGGAAAAUGGAAACUAUUGUAUGGAAAAAUAUUCAUGCUUCCAAGACUCUUACGACAUCUCUAUUUUCUCAAACAAAAUCUUAUUUAUACCAGAAGAUCAGCUGUUUUCCAUAUUUCCGUAGAGAAGAUCAGGGCUCCAAUCGCAGUAAACCUUAUUUACAUGUCGAAUAUCAAUGAGAAAGCUGCCCGUCUCAACUCAACUGCCGGCUGUGAAAAGACCAACUCGAAUAGCUUGAAAAACGACUUUCUGGGCAUUUUCAACCCAAAUGAUUUUGCAAACCCGAUAAAAGGACAUCAAAGAUGAUCCAAAAUAAAUCCGAUGACAUGGCACCUCGAAGUCGAGGGAUGCUCUGCUUAAAGUCCUCGAAGGCGUUUACAUUUUGCUGUUUUUGAGCUCAGCGGAUGCGCCACGGGAGGAAACGUGGGCUAGUAAUCACAGCGUCCGGAGCCCUGCAGGCCUCUGCAAAUCAGAGAGAACUCCUUCACCAUCUCCCUCACGCCACGCUUGUUGCUUUGCUCCCUUGGAGAAGGAAACAUGUUGCUUUUGUAAAUUCAUCUGUUCAAUCUGCAUUGAUCCAGUCAUACGCCAUCCCAAAAUAAGAAUGUUUGCAAAACAUACUUUCGUGCAAAACACUUUUUUUUGCAUCCAAACAUGUUCUUUUGGAAAGCUCAUAAUGGUCACCCGAUAUGACAAUUUUGACAUGAAUGCAGCUUUCAGUGCGAUGCAAUGCACAUCAGUCAAAACUAAAGCCGCGACAAUGAACUUUGUUUU
Phycodurus eques (leafy seadragon) is the source of this 2945-nucleotide messenger RNA. It is a transcript of the gene fzr1b, whose product is annotated as fizzy/cell division cycle 20 related 1b. Bases 318 to 1781 code for a protein of 487 amino acids. NCBI's taxonomy places the organism in Eukaryota, Metazoa, Chordata, Actinopteri, Syngnathiformes, Syngnathidae. The transcript has 14 exons. Gene Ontology annotation, molecular function: protein binding; anaphase-promoting complex binding; ubiquitin ligase activator activity. Gene Ontology annotation, cellular component: anaphase-promoting complex. The record is from RefSeq and is a predicted model, not a curated record. Gene Ontology annotation, biological process: anaphase-promoting complex-dependent catabolic process; positive regulation of ubiquitin protein ligase activity; positive regulation of anaphase-promoting complex-dependent catabolic process.